AUGAUUAUCGUAGACACAUGCGUGUUUCGGUUUAGAACGAUUCUAGUGAUCGGUUUAGUGAUCGCGAUGAGACAGUGCUCCGGGCAGUUGUAUCGAUCGGAGAGCGCUGAAGUAGGUCGACGGGUUGAAAACUAUGACAGCCGGUACCAGCAGCAGCCGGCACACGAGCUUGGCUUCGGGUACUACUACCAGGGUGAUAUUAUGUUGCCGACCGAGCCCAAAGGCCAGGACCGGCUUUCGGUGGCCGAGGAGUACACGUCCACCGUAUGGCCGAACGGGAUCGUACCGUACUACUUCACGCCGAACACAUUCUCACCGAACGAGAUCUUCACAAUCGAACGCGCCAUGCAGGUGUUUCACGCGAAAACGUGCAUCCGGUUUGUGCCACGGAGGCUGGAAACGCCGUACUACGUGCAGAUCACGAACCGACCGACCGGUUGCUAUUCGUUUGUGGGUCGUUCAUUAAACAACAGCCGGAACUUGAUGAAUCUGCAGACGCCCGCGUGUCUAACCGGCGGCACACCGAUGCACGAGAUGAUGCACGUUCUCGGCUUUUUCCACGAGCGGAUACAUUCUAUGAGAGCAAUUUAG
Molecule: messenger RNA, 591 nt
Organism: Anopheles merus
Lineage: Eukaryota; Metazoa; Arthropoda; Insecta; Diptera; Culicidae
Product: zinc metalloproteinase nas-7-like
Exons: 4
Coding region: 1-591 (196 amino acids)
Biological process (GO): proteolysis
Molecular function (GO): metalloendopeptidase activity; zinc ion binding
Source: RefSeq, a predicted model, not a curated record